Messenger RNA from Melampsora larici-populina 98AG31, 2253 nucleotides. RefSeq lists its product as uncharacterized. The record is from RefSeq and is a predicted model, not a curated record. The coding region runs from base 1 to 2253 and encodes 750 amino acids. The transcript has 7 exons. Lineage: Eukaryota; Fungi; Basidiomycota; Pucciniomycetes; Pucciniales; Melampsoraceae.
AUGAAUAAUUCGCGGUUAUUUCUCCUGGGCAAAACCCUGUACCUAUCCUACAUCCCCUUUUUUUGUCUGGCAUUUCAUGAUCUCGGAACAAAAGUCUCUGGAGGAAAAGCAACCAGAGGACGAUUCUAUGAUCCGUUCGGGAGUCCUUCUCUCUUUCCACAAUCAUCGCCGAAGAGAGACGGGGUUGGGUCUGCCCAAGCACCGGGGUUUUCAUUCGAAUACUCCCCCCCUACUGAUUUGACUCAAGAUGCAAGGUUUGAUGAGAUAUCUCCCCGAAGAAAAGAUUAUGACACAGAGGAAUCAUGGCUUGAGAGGAGGCCGUCAGGGGAAGAAUUCCAGGCUCAACUUACUGCUCUCGUUUCCGAGAAGAAGAAGCAGACCCUCAAGAAUGGCAAACAAGAUACGAAAGCUUCCCUGAUAAUUAAAGCCAAGAAUGUGAAUCUACCUUCCAAGACUGAUGAGCAAAAACAUGUUCAGCGAGUCGAAAGUCCGAUUUCACGAAUUCGCCCAUAUGCGUCACAAUCGGGUAAUCGCAUUUGUGAGAUUUCUGAAGUUUGCCAGAUGAAAAACAAGCCUACAGUUCAAUACGGUAGCGCAGAAUCAAUUAAGCCGCCAGAAUCAGUGGGGAGUGCAAAGGUUUUGGAUUCAGCUGGGGAGCAAGCAGGACAAACGGGCGUUCAAAUGUCAUACACGGAGGCUACUAAAAACGGACAUGGAGGUGAAACUGCCCUUGAGUUCCUCCCCACGACCGUGGACUUGUCUAAUCAAACAAAGAUGCAUUCAAACCCAUACAAGACUUCUGAUACCCAUUCGAAGAGCUUCAAGAGAUGGGCCCGGACCGUUCGUGCAAAUGAUAAGCUUGGCAUGGUGUCGAAACAAGAAACAAAGGUUGUUCAAUCUCUAGUUCGCAGGCAUAUGCGUCUCCUAUUGUGUCGAGAGACUAAGUUCUCCCCCAUCCCACCAUCUCUAUCGGCGGCAGAGCAAGAGGGAUUAAUCGAGCGCUUUCCGGAAAACACGCUUCUUCCUCAUGGCGCUGCGGAACUUAUGAUCAUGACUACAGACUUUGUAAAGACCGGUUGUCACAUGAAGAAAGAAGAUCAAGAUGAGAUCGAAAAGGACCUCAAGCGUUGGGGCCUUCGUAGAUUUUCAAUGAACUGGGGAAGUGAUAUGAAUGAUCGUUGCAACAUCUUAGGUCGCGAAUUCUUUUGGGUUUCGUUUUAUCGUUCUAUCAAGAAUCGGGUCUAUAAAUUCAGGAUCAAUCCCGAUCUUCUUCGCCGCCAAAUAAUCCUUCCAGCAUUUGACGCCGAGUUCAAACAACUUUCUUCGAUGUAUCGAGAUCAAUGCAGUAGCGCUGAGAUACUUGGUUAUCAUGCCAUGGUGCAUGACAAACAAAUGGCUUGCAAAGAGUACGCUGAUUUCUUGGGAAGAUCUGGCGUUUCGCAAGAAAUUGUUGCGAUCUUUCAGCCAAGGAACUUUCAUAUCAUGGGGAAUCAGUUGGAAGUUACAGUCGUGGAGGGUGAUAAGUCCUUCAUCGAAGUUCAUGUAGCUAUACCUCGAUGGUGGUCUGACAAAGCAAAGGCACUCAUCGAAUUGAUCGAAUCACGGGUACACUCUCAUGUCACCUCUCAAAACGACUUCCCGGCCUUGUCUCGUUGGCAGCGCAAGUACUUCAUAACUUGUUCAACGGACUACGGUGUCAUCCCUCGUCACCUCCCUGCAGAUCUCUACAGCACCGAAUUUAAAGACAGUUUAUUACCAACUGAGCUUGAGGACCUCAAAAUGAAACCCGACUUGUUACCACCCGCUAAACACAUGGCAGAAAUCUUUCCUGCCGACUUGGACGAAGCGGUCUUCCAUCCCUUUGGUGCUCCGUUCAAUCAAUAUUAUCCUAGUGAUGAUGAAUUGUCUUCCGAUGAACUUAUAGAUUCAGAAUCAGAAGACGAGCUUCAACCCAGUCCUGAAAUCAAGCGCAUUGAGGAAGACUUUAAAAUUCAAGUUGAAGCGUUAAAGGAAGAUAUCCAGACUUCAAAAUCGACUUUUGCACGUUUCCAAACUGAAAUCAACACUUCGAUCCCAUUGCGCUUGGAGGAACUCAAUAAUGCAAAGAUUGAAAUUGCGGAUCUCAACAAAAAAAUUAUUGAAAUACAAGCACAGUUGAAUUCGGGUAGCUCUGAUUCUGGUUCUCAAGAACAAGAUGUGAUAGUGGGUGGCGAUUUGGUGGGAGAAAGUGGUGGUGGAAGUGUUGAUGUAUGA